Molecule: messenger RNA, 2871 nt
Organism: Chlorocebus sabaeus (green monkey)
Lineage: Eukaryota; Metazoa; Chordata; Mammalia; Primates; Cercopithecidae
Source: RefSeq, a predicted model, not a curated record
ACCUCCUGGGCUCAAGGGAUCCUACUACCACCUGGACCUCUCAAAGCGCUGGGAUUACGGGCAUGAGACACAGUGCCUGGCCUUGGCUUGCUCUUAUGGGCCUCCAGGCCAAUCAGGUGUGGCGGCAGCCUACACACCCCUACACACUUCCCAGAUGGUAAAGGGUUGAGAGAAAGGUGACAGGGUUUGCAAAUGGGAGCUACUUAGGGAGGCAAAAUAGAAGCAAGAAAGGCAGGUCAGGCACGGUGUCUCACGGCUGUAGUCCCAGAAUUUUGGGAGGCCCAGGCGGGAGGAUUGCUUGAGCCCAGGAGUUCCAGGCUGUAGUGAACUAUGAUUGCACCAUUGCACUCCAGCACGGGCAACGGAGGGAGACCCUAUUCAUAAAAUAAGAAUGAAAUAAUUUAAAAAAAAAAAAAAAAAAAAAAAAAAAAAGGACAGUGGUACUCCGGAGCACUUGCUGAGGGAGCCUCCAGGGCUGUUCAGGUGAGGGAGAAUCAGGGUCCAGUCUCUUCAUGGAGAGAGUGGGAAAGGGCAGACUCCACAACCGAUCAACGCUGGAGCCCGGCUGGAAAUCAAUGAAAUCUCAGCCUAAGAGGCCUGAAGCCUACGGACCAAUGAGACUCAAGGCCCUGCCCCUUCACAGCCAAUCAGCUGCAGGUCAGAGACAGACGCGCGGGAGUGGCGCUGUCCUAGGUGCCUCCCAUGCUGCCCAGCGUGCUCAGCUGGCCUGAGCGGGACAGUGCGACCCGCGCUGCAGCCAAUCAGCGUCCGCCUCAGGAUCCGGGGGUGACCACGUGCGGGAGCCUUGCGUCCCUGGCCUCGCUCCACUCCCCACUUUUAACGGUCACUCGGCCUUGAGCCAUCCUGAGUGUAUGUGAGGCUGAAAGGGAAGGAGGAACAGGGUCUGGGCCGCUGUAAGCUCUGCCGUCAUCUCUAAGAAACGACCAUACCACUGAAUGCUACUGUGUACUUACAAACCACGCUCAUAUUCGUCACGUCAUUUCAUCUUCACCCCCACCUCCAAAUGAGGCUUGAAAUGAGAUGAGAUGUUCCUCCCUCCCCUUUCAACCAUGGACCUCACACUGUGGCCUUUCUCUUAGAGCCUCUGAGAUUGGUACCCAAGCAAGGCACAAUGUCCCUGCUCCCCAUAAGACUGCCCAGCCCCUAUGGCUCUGAUCGGCUGGUACAGCUAGCAGCCAGGCUCCGGCCAGCACUAUGUGAUACUCUGAUCACUGUAGGGAGCCAGCAGUUCCCCGCCCACAGCCUGGUGCUAGCAGGUGUCAGCCAGCAGCUGGGCCGCAGGGGCCAGUGGGCUCUGGGAGAAGGCAUCAGCCCUUCUACCUUUGCCCAGCUCCUGCACUUUGUGUAUGGGGAGAGUGUAGAGCUGCAGCCUGGGGAGCUAAGGCCCCUUGAGGAGGCGGCCAGGGCCUUGGGAGUGCAGUCCCUGGAAGAGGCAUGCUGGAGGGCUCGAGCGGACAGAGCUAAAGAGCCAGAUCCAGUACUGAAGAAACAUCAGGAGGAGCCAGAGAAACCCUCGAGGAAUCCUGAGAGAGAACUGGGGGACCCUGGAGAGAAGCAGAAACCAGAGCAGGUUUCUAGAACUGGUGGGAGAGAACAGGAGAUGUUGCACAAGCACUCGCCACCAAGAGGCAGCCCCGAGAUGGCAGGAGCAACGCAGGAGGCUCAGCGGGAACAGACCAGGUCAAAGGAGAAACGCCUCCAAGCCCCUGUUGGCCAAAGGGGAGCAGAUGGGAAGAAUGGAGUGCUCAUGUGGUUGAGGGAGAAUCCAGGGGGCUCUGAGGAAAGUCUGCGCGAGCUCCCUGGCCCCCUUCCCCCAGCAGGCUCCCUGCAAACCAGCGUCACCCCCAGGCCCUCGUGGGCUGAGGCCCCUUGGUUGGUGGGGGGCCAGCCUGCCCUGUGGAGCAUCCUGCUGAUGCCGCCCGGAUAUGGUAUUCCCUUCUACCAUAGCACUCCCACCACUGGAGCCUGGCAGGAGGUCUGGCGGGACCAGAGGAUCCCACUGUCCCUUAAUGCCCCCAAAGGGCUCUGGAGUCAGAACCAGUUGGCCUCCUCCAGCCCCACCCCAGGUUCCCUCCCCAAGGGCCCCGCACAGCUCAGCCCUGGGGAGAUGGAAGAGUCUGAUCAGGGGCACACAGGUGCACUUGCAACCUGUGAGGGUCAUGAGGACAAGGCAGGCUGCCCACCUCGCCCGCACCCUCCCCCGGCCCCUCCUGCUCGGUCUCGGCCCUAUGCGUGCUCUGUCUGUGGAAAGAGGUUUUCACUCAAGCAUCAAAUGGAGACGCACUACCGAGUCCACACAGGAGAGAAGCCCUUCUCCUGUAGCCUUUGUCCUCAGCGCUCCCGGGACUUCUCGGCCAUGACCAAGCAUCUGCGGACCCACGGGGCCGCUCCGUACCGCUGCCCCCUGUGCGGGGCAGGCUGUCCCAGCGUGGCCUCCAUGCAGGCGCACAUGCGCGGUCACUCGCCCAGCCAACUCCCGCCAGGAUGGACCAUCCGCUCCACCUUCCUCUACUCCUCCUCGAGGCCGUCUCGGCCCUCGACCUCUCCCUGUUGUCCUUCUUCCUCCACCACCUGACGGGGUGUCGGUAGCGUCUUAGUCAAGAGUCCAAUUAAAGAACGAAAAGCGGGCCGGCUCGGCUUCUGACCUGGCACCGCUGCUACGGCGGCCUAGCAAAUUCCGCCCCAGAAAGGGCACCGAGUGCCCUCUCCUGGACGAUCGCGGGUCGCAGAAGCCCAGGCCAGCGAGCCCUACCGGGUGAGGACACUGAAGUGUGCAGGAGCGAAGGUUAAUAGUAGGGGGGGGGGAUUGUCGAUCUCAUCACCAUAAUAAAGAGUUUCCUGUGCUCUCCC